Messenger RNA from Mangifera indica (mango), 1095 nucleotides. RefSeq names its product O-fucosyltransferase 39-like. The record is from RefSeq and is a predicted model, not a curated record. Lineage: Eukaryota; Viridiplantae; Streptophyta; Magnoliopsida; Sapindales; Anacardiaceae.
CAUCCAAAGAUUACGCUGUAAAGCGAAUUUUCAAGCAUUGAUUUUUGUUCCUCAUAUUAGAGAGCUUGGAGAUGCUCUUGUCAGCCGCUUAAGGUAUCCUUCAAGCAAAAGUAGAGUGCUUGGUAAUGGCCAUUUGCUGGAUUAUAUCGAUGUGUAUAACAAACAAGAGCCAUGGAAAUUUGUUGUGCUACACCUUCGGUUUGAUAAGGACAUGGCAGCUCAUUCAGCCUGUGAUUUCGGUGGGGGCAAAGCUGAAAAGUUGGCGCUGGCCAAGUACCGGCAAAUGAUUUGGCAAGGAAGAGUUCUUAAUUCCCAGUUCACUGAUGAAGAGUUGAGGAGUCAGGGGCGUUGCCCACUGACUCCAGAAGAAAUUGGAUUAGUUCUAGCAGCAUUGGGUUUUGACAACAGUACUCGGCUUUAUCUUGCCUCCCACAAGGUAUAUGGUGGGGAGGCUAGGAUUUCAGCUUUACGAAGAUUAUUUCCACUUAUGGAAGAUAAAAAGAGCCUCGCAUCUCCUGAGGAACGGGCAAGGAUCAAGGGAAAGGCUUCUUUGUUAGCUGCACUUGAUUAUUAUGUCAGCAUGCACAGUGACAUCUUCAUAUCUGCUUCUCCAGGGAACAUGCAUAAUGCAUUGGUGGGACAUCGAACAUAUGAGAACUCGAAGACUAUAAGGCCUAACAUGGCAUUGUUGGGUCCACUCUUCCUAAACAAAAGUAUGAGUUGGUCAGACUUUCAGCAGGCAGUGGUUGAAGGACAUGAAAACAGGCAAGGGCAGAUCAGAUUAAGAAAAACUAAGCAGUCCAUAUACACAUAUCCGGCUCCCGACUGCAUGUGCCAUGUCUAAGUUGCUCUAGGAUCUGUGACCUUUUAUAGCAACUCAUUACUCUAUUCUUUUGUGAUUAGUAUCAAUAUCAUAAAUAAGUUACAACACCAUUGUCCUGUUAUCAAUUGAACUAUCCAUGUUUUUGGUUAUUACACUUAGUGGAUUGGCGAUGUAAGCAAUGUAGGAUUGGCCAGUUUUUGUCAAAAUCUUCUGAAUCUGAUAUAUUAUUGGACUGCAUUCAGAUUAGAAUAAAAAUAUGUAGUUAUGUGCAA